Schistocerca gregaria is the source of this 1820-nucleotide messenger RNA. RefSeq lists its product as uncharacterized. Lineage: Eukaryota; Metazoa; Arthropoda; Insecta; Orthoptera; Acrididae. Gene Ontology annotation, molecular function: long-chain fatty acid-CoA ligase activity. Gene Ontology annotation, biological process: fatty-acyl-CoA biosynthetic process; long-chain fatty acid metabolic process. The transcript is spliced from 8 exons. The coding region runs from base 1 to 1581 and encodes 526 amino acids. The record is from RefSeq and is a predicted model, not a curated record.
AUGGUCCAAUCGAAAGACGACAAAAUUCAGCGCGGUCCAAAGAGCAACGGACCGCUUCCCGUGAGUUUGGCUCGAUACACUCUGGAGAAAUUGCGCCAGCACGGAGACGCAGUUGCUCUGGUGUACCCAGAGCUGGGGGGCAGGCAGCUGACGUUCGGAGAGCUGGCGCGGCGGUCAGUGGUGGCGGCGAGCCAGCUGAGGCGGCUCGGACUGCGCGCGGGCGACGUGCUGGCCGUGGCGAGCCUCGGAGCGCCGCACUUCACGCCGCUCUUCGUGGGCGGGCUGCUGGUCGGCGCCGUCGUCGCGCCCUUCAAUCCCGGCUUCGAUGACGACGAGAUGCGACACGUGCUGGGAUUGCUGAAGCCAUGUGUGCUGAUUGCCGACGCGCCAAACGCCUUGUACGAGAAGUGUGCGGCUACAGUGGUCAGCGGUGCAGACAUGGACGAGUGGCUCGAGGACAAAGCCGGUGGCGACGUCGACGUCGACCCACCGGUGGGGGCGGCGCAGCUGGACUCUCCAGCCGUGGUGCUCUGCUCAUCUGGCACCACUGGCCACCCCAAGGGCGUAGAGAUCUCUCACAGGGCUCUGCUCCAUCUGCUCACUGUAGACAACGAGGAAGGAAUGAUGAUAAACGCUGCUUUUGGCUCGUUCCUGCUUCUGUCGCCUGUCUUCUGGGUUUCGUCAAUAAUGGUGCAAUUACUGUGCCUCAACUCCGGGGCUAAGAUCGUUGCCUUGCUAAGAUUCGACGAACAGCUAUUUCUGAAGGUCCUGCGAGAGUACAACGUAGUUAACACGACCAUGCCUCCAUACCUCGGGGUGAAGUUAUGCAAAAUGAAUCCCCGGCCUGACCUGGCUCCGCUGAAGUUCAUCAUGUUCGGAGGGUCAGUGAUGGACCCUGACUCGCAAGCGGAGGUGCAGAGCAAGUACAACGUCACGGUAGCGCAGGUGUACGGCAUGACGGAGAUGCUCAUGACCAUGGGCUGCGACUAUACAAAGCCUACGCCGCUAGGCUCCGUGGGACAACCGAGGCGGGACGUCGAAGUCAAGGUGGUGGACACCCAAACAGGGCAGUCACUGGGUCCCAGGCAGGAGGGCGAGCUGUGCUUCCGCGGUCCGACGGUGACCCGCGGCUACUACGACGACCCCGCCGCCACCGCUGCAGCCUUCGACGCGGAUGGCUGGUUCCACACCGGAGAUAUUGGCUACUACGACGACGACGGCUUCUUCUUCAUAACCGACCGCAUCAAAGACUUCAUAAAGUACAAAGGACAUCACGUGCCAUCUGCGCAGCUGGAGGCGCUCCUGUGCCGACACCCGGCCGUGCUGGAGGCGGCGGUGGUGGGGGUGCCGGACCCUCUGGCUGCAGAGCUGCCCAGGGCCUACGUGGUGCUGAAGCCAGGCGAGCCCGCCUCUGAGGACCAAGUGGCACACUUCGUCGACAGUCAAGUUUCCGAUCACAAGAAAUUACGAGGCGGAGUGUUCUUCAUCGACAGGCUACCAAGGACUGCUGCAGGAAAAAUUUCUAAAAAGCUGCUGAUAGAAGAACUGAAGAAGCGAGAAAGUGCAGCGACAACUGAUUAACUACUAAAUACAUACGUGAUGGGUGAGAGGGACGGAUUCCUUGUUAUGCCUUGCGUAUGAACUGUUUUGACGUCACACGUAAAGUACCUGAAAAAAGUAAGCUGGUUUGUUGGGUGUAAUGACUUGAGGCGCAUAUACUUCUUCUGAAGCGUUUAUUCUCAUCAAUUUGGCUUAUUUAUAAUAUUCUGUUCAUCGACAAUAUACUUGUUCUAAGACAGAAGAAGCUACUUGGACUUUUA